AUGAGUAGAAACGGAGUUACAACCAAAAGAGUGAAGACUGCUCCAGACGGCUCUAUCGAGAAUCAGCGCCCAACCGCGCAGUCCGGCUGGCCGAGGAACGAACGUUCCACGCUCGGCCAGAAUAUCGUCCGUCCAUCUGAAGUCUCGGCCAAAGUCCAAAACAGUUCGGCCGCGCGCAAAUCACGACCCGGGAAAGUAUUGCCCGCGGUCGGCCACGCCACAACCGCUCACGCCACAGCCGCGCACGCCGCGCGAGCCGGGGAGUCUUUUGGAGCAUUCUGGAGCAUAUGGGACAAGGAGCAUGGAGGGACUUGGCACAUGGAAGCAGCUCAACUGGAUACGCAAAGGAAGAAGGGAGAAGCCAUCUUGAAGACCAGCUCGACCACUCGACCAACCGGUCGAGUUCCUCAACUCGACCGGCCAAGCUUCAACUCGAUCGAGCUGAGAAGUCAAAGUCAAACCCGAAAAAUGUUGCUUCCCCCUUGA
This is a messenger RNA of Microthlaspi erraticum, 486 nucleotides long. Lineage: Eukaryota; Viridiplantae; Streptophyta; Magnoliopsida; Brassicales; Brassicaceae. The record is from the annotation of a GenBank genome assembly.